Messenger RNA from Gongylonema pulchrum, 939 nucleotides. The record is from the annotation of a GenBank genome assembly. Lineage: Eukaryota; Metazoa; Nematoda; Chromadorea; Rhabditida; Gongylonematidae.
AUGGAAGAGUCGAGCGAUGCGGAGCUGCAAGAACCGGAAGCCAGCAGAGCUUCACCUCCCAAUGGAGAGUUUGCAAAGAUCUCGCGUUUUCCAAGGAAAUCACCAUUGCGCAGCUCGUUGUUGAAGCGUAGCGGCAGAAAUCGCUCACCGGCUACCAAAUUCGUUAGCUUCAGUACACAAACCCAUGAAAAGAAAAUCUGCAACGUAACAGACUGUAUCCAAAUGAUGCAAAAUGGCACGGAAUUGAUCAAGCUUCGGGCAAACAUUCGACAGUUUCGCCGGGUUUUUACGCUAGAUUCCGAUUUGUCACACAUACGCUGGACUCCGACAAACAAAAAACCACAUAAGGCUAAAAUAGCAGUUGACAGCAUAAAGGAAGUGCGAGUGGGAAGGACCACUGAACUGCUGCGUGCUAUGGAAAACUAUGCAACUGAGAUGCAGGAAGAGUGUGCCUUUUCGAUAAUUCACGGGGAUCAGUACGAAUGCCUUGAUCUGAUAGCGAAGACACCCGAGGAUGCGAAAAUCUGGAUAACAGGUCUAGUGUCCCUAACAUCAUCCAGUCGUGCUGGUAAGUCUCAGCAUUUGUGGCUGGAAUCAGUGUUUGAUGAAGCGGAUCCAGACAAGCUUGGCUGCAUUCUGGAGAAUCAGGCUGUGCAGCUUAUCAAACAGCUUAACUCUCGAAUUUUGCUCAGUAGGGUGAAACACAAAGUGAAGGAAGCAUGCAUUUUGAAUCCGGAAGAAUCGCAGCGCGGAAAAGUAACUCGUUCGCAAUUUGUGGAUAUCUACAGGGACGUUGCGACAAGACCGGAAAUAUAUUUCCUGAUGGUGCAAUAUGCCAAUAAGGACUACCUGAGUUGCAAAGAUCUUCAAGUAUUUCUGGAAACCGAACAAGGGGUUGUUCACUUUGAACUUCACCUAAAAUCUCAGUUUCCGAAAUAA